UGGUUCGCUUCAGAAAUUAUCUCGCAGAGUCUUAGCAUGCUCUGUUAAAAAGAAACUUUGAAAUUCACAGUUGAGGGGAAGAAAAUGUCUUGCUGCAAUGGAAACUGUGGGUGUGGCUCUGGCUGCAAAUGCGGCAGUGGCUGCGGUGGAUGUGGUAAGUACCCUGACUUGGGCUACUCUGAGGCUACAACCACUGAAACCCUUGUUCUUGGAGUUGCUCCCCACAACAAAUACUUUGAGGGUUCCGAGUCUGAAUUUGGGGUGACAGCUGCUGAGAACGGCUGCAAGUGCGGAACCAAUUGCACUUGCGAUCCAUGUAACUGCAAAUGAGCGGUGGUAAGACUUGAAGCAGAGAAGAAGAUAAUGGUUUUCUAGAAAUAGUUUGUGGCUGUGUUUACAAGGAACGGAUCAUUAUUAAGCUAUCGUGUUGUGCAAUAAACUAGCCAUACGGGGUCAUAUAUGUAUUUGCUUCUUGUUUGUGGAAAUUAAGGUAGUAGUGUAAUAUGAAUGCCAAUCUCUGCUUAUCAAUUGUCUAAUUAAUGUAAUUUUGUUAAAUUAAUGGAAACUCCCAUGGCUUGGGCAUCGAUGGAUC
Olea europaea var. sylvestris is the source of this 592-nucleotide messenger RNA. RefSeq names its product metallothionein-like protein type 2. Bases 85 to 330 code for a protein of 81 amino acids. The record is from RefSeq and is a predicted model, not a curated record. Gene Ontology annotation, molecular function: metal ion binding. NCBI's taxonomy places the organism in Eukaryota, Viridiplantae, Streptophyta, Magnoliopsida, Lamiales, Oleaceae. The transcript has 3 exons.